GAGUGGAGUGUCUACACUAGCCCUCUCUUCCGUCGCACUUACACGCGGCUACACCUCUUCCAGACACGCACACGCGGACGCGUCCUAUCGCCGCUCGCUGCAGGACGUCGCGAAGGAGAUUUUUGCUCCCUGAAGAACAUGUUGCAAGAAUGUGAAUGACUGUGUACUAAUCAAGUGCUUCAGCAUGGUUAAAGUUUUGGAGUUUUAAAUAUCAUCAUGCAAGAUGUCAUACAAAAGUGAUAUGUGUAGACUUGGAAAAGUGGACUGAAUUAAUUUCAAAUUCACGGUUAUAGCACCGUAACAAAAUUGAGUGAAACAGUGUGGCAGCUUCGUGUUAUAAUCUUCAGAGUCUGACGAUAUAAAGCUUCUACUGGCGCCGCGCAUCCCCGGCGAUUCUCCAGGCGAGUCUUUCGAAGAAAAAAAUAGGAAACUUCGAGUGCUGCGCCUUCACCAUGCAGUGCGGGUUGGGCCUCCCUUCGCCGCGCCCUUUCGCCGCCGCGGUAUGGCCCUCUACUGCUUGCUCGUCGUCGUAGACUUCCUCGCAGUCUUCCCCACCUGGGAGUCAUGGCGGGGUCAAGGGAGGUCACGCUCACGGAGGUCACGACGGAGGUGGCCUUCAACGAGUUCCUCUCCUCGGUGUACCGAGGGUUGACUCGGCCGCCGCCCAGCGCCCGCGAUCAGGUCAACCUCACGGGAGUGAUGGCCAGACUGACAGCUCGCACGCCCGCGCCGCCCCCGCCCCUGCUGUCACCAGACCUGCCCGACACGUCCGACCUGCUGGGGGCGACGUUGGGCGGCGCGACGCUGCUCCUGCUCCUGUUGGUGCUUUUGUAUCGCGGGUGCUGCGCCAAGCCCGCCGCCCCUGCGCCCACGACCCCAACCUUGCUGCCAGCCCACGUCGUUCGGACUCUGAUCGUGUUGGCGCUGGUUCUGGUGCAGCUGGGGGCGUGCGGCGAGGCGGCCUUAAGGCACUGGAGGUCACACCGCCCGCAUGUGCUCCUCACGCCCGCGCCUGUCCUCACCCUCGCCUCCACGCUCGUCACGGCGGCAUACUACCACGCUCUUGAGACCUGGGCAGCCCACGGCUACGUGAGCGUGAGUACGAGCGUAUGGGCGUGGCAGACCGGGCUGGGGAUGCUGAGGAUGUGGCAGGUGGCCGUGGGCGGGGUGUCGCCGUGGCUCGUGUACCCCUGCCUGAGCGCCGCCGCCGCGCUGCUCGCCGCGCUGCUCCUCGCGAUCGACGUCGCCACGCUCGUUGCCUGGGUCUACCGGCGCCACCACUGCGAGGUCCUGGAGAUUACGCCCGGCGUGGGCGCUGCCGGCGGCGUGGGCGUUACGUAUAAGCAUCCGCUGGUGAGCCUGACGGCCCGCGCCACCUUCGUGUGGUUCCUCGAGCUGCUGCGGCUCGGCUGGCGGCGCCCGCUGGAGUUCUCCGACCUUGGGAAGCUGCCGCGCGAGGAGGAGUCGCGGGUCCAGUAUGAAAGGUUCAGUCGCAACUACAAGGCUGAGGAGCUACGGUGCCAAACCAAAGACGUCAAGCGGGCGCCCUCGCUAUGGCGCGUCUUCGUCAGGACCUACUGGCGGCAGAUGGCGGCCGGCGGUGCCUUCAAGGUCCUCGGCGACGCCGUCAACUGUGUAGCACCGCUUGCCAUCGGCCUCAUCGUCACGUACGUCACCGACGUCCAGGCAAAGACCCUAGCGCGCAGCGGCGUCGUUGUAGACAAGCUGUUCUAUGUAGGCUGGUCGGAGGUGGUGCACAAUGGAUGGGUGGUGGCAGUGGUGGCACUGGUGGCCGCCCUCGCGCAGUCCACCUUCAGCCAGGCCUCCACUCACCUGGUGGCGAUGGAGGGCAUCCACGUAAAGGCGGCGCUGCAGGCGAUGGUGUACCACAAGUCCUUGCGGCUUUCUGCAACGGCACAGGAGGAGCCGGAGACAUGCCCUCGCCCGGCCAGCCAGGACAAGGGUCAGGAGGGUUCGCAGGGCACCCGUGCUGGCGUGGACGCUGGCGGGGUCAUUAACCUCAGCUCUGAGGACGCAGAUAGCAUCAUGACCUUCUUCAUGCACUGUCACUACAUCUGGGCCAUCCCGCUGAAGAUCGGCGUGAUCCUGGCGCUCCUGUGGUGGCAGCUUGGCGCCUCGGCUGUGGUGGCAGCCGUGGCCGGCAUCCUCUUCCUGACGCCGCUGCAGUUCGUCCUCUGCAAGAAAAUCGCCGCCGUCAACAAGAAUUUCUUGGACGUGAGCGACGAGAGGCUGCGCCAGACGCACGAGCUGGUUACGGGCAUCAAGCUGGUGAAGUUGCACGCGUGGGAGGACGUGUUCAUCAGGCGCGUCACCAGCACGCGGGAGAGGGAGCUGCACCUCCUCUACAGGGACUCCAUCUACCGCGCCCUCAUGACCUUCCUGACCCAGGGCUCCGGCGUGGUGGUGUGCCUUGUGACUUUUGGCCUGUACUCUUUGCUGGAGGGCGCGGCGCUGGAGCCCGCCAGGGUCUUCUCCGGCCUGGCGCUCUUCAACCAGCUCACGGUCCCGCUGUUCAUCCUGCCCAUCAUCGUCUCGCACACCAUCAGGGCCAAGAACAGCACUCGGCGCCUGCAGGAGUUCCUGAAUAUGCAGGAGGUGGAGGGGCCGAGGACCCCCAAAACCCCUAUUACCCUCAGGCCGAUAGGGAUCCUACGCGGCGGGGUAGCAGGAGGAGGCAAAGGUAGAGCAGGAGGGAGAGGGAAAGUGUGCAGGACACCCAGAAACUCCAAAGGGGAAGGACUCCUCGACGACCUAAGGCAGAAUCGCCUGGAGCGUGUGGUUGAGGAAAGCAGGCCGACCUCGACCUGCUCCGAAAUAUCAAACGCCUCGAGUGUGUCCAAGAAAUCCUCCAAGGAAAACGGGACUUCUCCGUUUUCUGUUGAUUUGAACAGUGACUCCGAGGAAGAGCUGGAGUUCGAAGGCUGGAAGAAGAGAAGGAGCGGGGGAAACGGAGGGCGCGGGGGCGACGGCCGGAAGGUGGCGGUGCGCAUCCAGAGCGGCUCCUUCGCGUGGGAUCCCGCGUGCCGCCACAGCGUCCUCGAAAACAUCACGACGGAGGUACCAGCAGGCGGGCUGACGGUGGUGGUGGGCGGCGUGGGCGCGGGCAAGACUUCGCUCCUGCUGGCGAUGCUGGGCGAGAUGCACACACUCAGGGGAGAACUUCAGUGGAACGGCGAAAUGUCGGUGGCGUAUGUGUCGCAGCACCCGUGGCUCAUGCACGCCACCCUCAGGGACAACGUGGCGUUCGGGAAGCAGCUCCUCGCCAAGCGCUACAGCAGGGUCAUCCAGGCGUGCGCGCUCGCCCCCGACAUCGAGAUCCUGCCAGGAGGGGACCAGGCCGAGAUCGGGGAGCGGGGCAUCAACCUGUCGGGCGGGCAGCGGCAGCGCGUGGCCAUCGCGAGGGCGCUCUACUCCGACGCCCGCACCGUCAUCCUGGACGCGCCCUUCUCCGCCCUGGACGCAGGCGUGAGUGCUAAGGUGUGGGAGGAGGGCGUGGUCAAGCUGCUCCUCCAGCGCCGACGCACAGUCAUUCUGGCGACUCACCUCACUCACCUCACUCGCCACGCCACCAAAAUCAUCUACCUGGAGGGCGGCAGCAUCAAGCACCAGGGGACGCCCUCGGAGGUGGCCCGGGCCGCGCCGGAGCUGUGGCGCGAGUGGGGGGCCAAGGAGGGCGCCCCCAUGGGGGAGUACGACUACGAGGGGCGACUCGAGGGGCGCACCGCGCGGGAGAGGUGGUCGCUCCUUCGCCUCGUCACUAGGAUCUCCAUCCAGAGGGGCUCGGCGUCCCCGCACCACACUCGCAGGGGCGCCAGGGAAGAGAGCAAGGAGGUGGACUUCUGCCCGCGCCCCGUCAGGAAGUACAGCAUCAACCGCCACGUUAGCCACAGUGCCCUCCUGCCGGGGGACGAAUGCGAGUACCUUCCCGCUCUGACGCCGCCGUUGCCGCGACACGCCUUCGCCCACACGCCUGCCAAGCUCCCGCUCUUUAGGAUCAAGUCGAGCGCGCCGGCCUUCGGCAGGAAGUCAUCGCGGGCGGCGCGGGGGGGACUGCCCCGCCACGCCAAGAGCCUCCCGCCGCAGCCCCGCCCUCUGCCCCGCAUGCGCUCCUCGCCCGCCUUCGCCCCGCAAGGCAACAUGCUGCACAGGCUCUUCUCCAGCGCCUCCAUCAAGUCGACGAAGCGGCCGAGUACGUCGCCCUCGGACAAGUGGCACUUGGGCCGCGUCAUCUCCUCCUCCAACAACCUCGGUGACGACCUUGACGAAGACCUGGAACUCGAGGAAGAGGUUCCUCUCGAGGAGGACGUCGAGGACGGGAGGCUGGUGGCCGAGGAGGAGCGCGAGCGAGGGAGGAUCUCCAAGUGGAACUAUGUGGUGUAUCUGCGGGCGUGCGGCCUCACCUUCGGCCUCGGAUACCUCUUCUGCGCUCUGCUGGGCCAAGGCGUGUCCGUGAUGCUGGACAUCUGGCUCGGCAAGUGGUCGGGCGAGGCCAACGCCUGGAACAUGACGGAGAAGAGCCACUGGGACGACUACGAGACCCACCUGCGUCAGAAGAACAUGCCGGGCGAGCGAGCCAAGCCGGUAGACCCACUGGUCCUCAGCGUCGGUGACAGAUACACGGCCUUCGUGGAGGAGACGAUGCACUUCUACUACAAGGUGUACGUGGGCCUCUCGGGCUUGUCCGUGCUCCUGUCCCUGUCCACGAACAUCCUGGGCCAGGUGGCGGCGGCCCGCGGGCGGCAGAGGCUCCACCGAGACAUGCUCCAGAACCUUGCCAAGUGCGCCGUGCGGUUCUUCGAUACCACCCCCGCUGGCAGGAUCAUGAACCGGUUCACCACGGAUACUGCAAUGAUCGAUAAGGAGCUGGCGCGCUCGGUGACGCACCUGCUCUUCUUCGUGCUGCUGGUGACGUCGGCGGUCGUGGUGAACGCCGUCGUGACGCCCGCCUUCCUGGUGGUCGCCGUGCCCAUCUGCGGACUCUACUACGCCGUGCAGAAGUUCUUCCGGUGCUCCUCGAGAGAGCUGAAGCGCCUGGAGAGCCUGUCGCGUUCGCCGCUCUACAGCCACAUCAGCGAGAGCGUUGCGGGCGCCGUGGUCGUGCGCGCUUACGGACACCAGCGCAGGUUCACAGACGUCUUGCUCCACCGCCUCGACACGCACGUCACGGCAUUCACCCUCCUACACGCUGGCAACCGCUGGCUCGGCAUCUGUCUCGACUACAUCGGCGGCGUGAUCGUGUUCUGUGCGACCGUGGCGACGCUGCUGUGGUCGACGGUGUUCCAGAGCGGACUGAAACCGGCCAUGGUCGGUCUAGCCAUCAACUACACGCUCCUCGUGCCCGUCUACCUGAACUGGAUGGUGCGCUUCCUUGCCGACACGGAGAUGUGCCUGAACGCCGUGGAGAGGGUGCAGCAGUACGCCACGCUGCCCGCCGAAGACGCGCCGCCCGCCAGGAGGACGACGCCCGCGCGAGACUCGUCUCUGGCCCGCCGCCGCCGUUCCUCCAGCCGCACCUCGGGCAGGUCAGGGUCGUCCUCGGGGUCAGGCUCAACAUCGAGGUCAUCGGGACUUCCCCCGGGCUGGCCGCUGGAAGGGCGGGUCGAGUUCCAGUCUGUGACCUUGACCUAUGACCCAAUGCUCGCUCCCGUGCUGAGUGGACUGACAUUCACCAUCAACCCGGGAGAAAAGGUCGGGCUGUGCGGCAGGACCGGCAGCGGCAAGAGCUCGCUCAUCCUCAGCCUGUACAGGAUCGUGGAAGCUUCCCGCGGCCGCAUCCUGCUCGACGGGACCAACAUCCUCGCCGUUCCUCUGCAGGUCCUCAGAGCUUCCAUCUCCGUGAUCCCGCAGGACACGCAUCUCUUCCAUGGGUCCGUCAGAUUCAACCUGGACCCCCUUGGCCAGCAUCCCGACGAGCGGCUGUGGCGCGCCCUCGAGAUCGCGCAGCUCAAGCCCCUGGUCGCCUCCAUGCCGGCCGCGCUCGAGAGCGAAGUGGGUGAGGGCGGCAGCAGCUUCAGCGCGGGACAGCGGCAGCUGUUCUGUGUGGCACGGGCGGUGCUGCGGCGCUCGUCGCUGCUGGUCAUGGACGAGGCGACGUCGGCGCUGGACGCGGCCACCGAGAGGGCGCUGCACACGGCGCUCAGGACCGCCUUUAGCCACGCCACCGUCAUCACCAUUGCGCACGGCGUCAGCAGUCUCCUUGAGUACCCUCGUGUCCUUGUAUUAGAAAACGGACACCUCGUAGAAGAUGGAGACCCCAAGGAACUUGCCAAGAAGGAAAACGGAGCGUUCGCUAAACUACUGACUACCACAAGUGAAUCUUUGAAAUCGUAAAUUUCUUGAAGUAGACUGUUAUGAUAUAGAACACAGACGUUUGAAAUAUUUAAGCUAUGAAAAUAAUUGUACCGAAAGUGAAGGGCAGCUAUUAGUGCUAAAAAAUCUUUACAGUUUUCGAACGAGACGUUUUUAGUGAAUGGAUUAUACUAAUGUAAUAAUACAAGAUGCUGUGCGGCAGUGUACAAUUCGGACGCAGGAGCUGGUAAUGUUAGAAAUAAAAUUGAUCGAAGAGUACAACAGGACUUAAUUGUGUGUGGUGUGGUAUACAAAUACUCUUCAUUGGCCCCUAUAACAUAAAAGGUGAUGUUGGCAACAAUGUAGUAUGAAUCGCAUAUUUCGGUGACAGUGUUGAUGAUAAAAACGACAGUCUUGAUGAUGGCGAAACUUUAUAAACAGGAGGCAUUGAUAUAUAUAUGAUAGUAUUUCAAAUGGCUGACAUCACUUGUUAAAUAACCAAGACAAACUAAGGAAUAUGCAUAAUGUACUUCCUUUAGUCUGUGGCGUAAACAUGCCUUUCCCUAGUCGGAGUGUGUGUUAAUCUAUCAUGCGAAAGAGUGAAAAUAGUGUGUAUAUACUUCAAAACCGGGUCAAUCUAUAUCAGGUGUUUGCCGUCAGGAUAUGAAUAAGACAAUUUUGUUUCGUCUGAUUAUUACAAUUUCAAGAUUGUUGUUAAGAGAAAUCUUUUGACCAGACGACCAAACCUCUUUCAGUAGACUUUUUGUGUUCAUUGCAACAUAAAAGGUCUUCCUUUUCAUUUCAAGCAGAAUUGCGAAGCAUUUGCACGCAAUUUACGGAAUGCAUUUAUUUGUGUAUAUGCUAUAUAUGUUGAGAGUCAAAGAUUUUAGCGCGUUAAUUAUAUAGGAGGAAUAAUAAGCCUCCAAGGGUUGUGAUGAGAUUAGUGUCAAGCAUCAGCCUGGCGGCUGUUUGCCAAGAAGCACAUGUAUAUAUUCUUUUGAGGAGGAGCUUUACCUUCGCCAUGUGUCGUCUCUGUCAAUGAUGUGUGUUCAGCUGUAAGCGUCCUGUUUUUUUUAUCGAUAGAUAUAUAUAUAUAGGGAUUUAAGAAUGACAGUCGUAUGUACCUUGAAAAUUAGAAAGUAAAAAAGCGGCCACUAUAAAAAAAAUACUGGAACUCAGUGAUAUAUCGCAUCUUUUCUCUUAUCUCCCGAUAAGAGAGAUCUUACUUAAGAUGAAAUAAGAUUUUUCAGCUUGACUGCCAUUUGUUUCUUCCUUAAAAUGUUCACUCGUUAUUCUUCAAGCGUAGAUUCUUGAAGCGAGCAGGGCCAAGGUUGUUAUCAGGUUAUUCUGUUCUCUUAUUGUUGUAAACCGGUGCUUGUGUUAGGAACACGUCAAUCCAUUGUUCUGAUUACUUGAAAUGUUACUGACAUAUGUAUCAUGAUCCAGUGUUUACCUCUCUGUGUGUAUAUAUUGCAUUGCUCUUCGUUUGUGAUAUGGACUGAGAUAGCUUCCAUGUAUCUCUGUACGGUGAAAUAUUUUAUAUGUGUAUAUAGAAAGUGAACUGUGUCACACAAAUACGUUUAUAUUUUUGCUGGUGUUAAUGGAUAUUACCUAUGGAAAGAUUUUUCUUUCCCUUAGAAAAGUGACUAAUGGAAUUGCGUGUUUGGGAGUGUGCCGGUGCAGGGUCUGUGUGCAUUUAUUAGUGUUAGUGUGUGUCUGAGUGUGUGUGUUUGUGUGUGUGUGGUUAUAGACGUGAAUGUCUGUGUAGGUGCGAUGGUGCAUGCUUAUGUGAGUGCGUGGAUGUCUAUACGAAUCUGCAUAAUAAAAUAAAUGUGUUACCCA
Messenger RNA from Penaeus chinensis, 8151 nucleotides. Its product is annotated as ATP-binding cassette sub-family C member 9-like. The record is from RefSeq and is a predicted model, not a curated record. Gene Ontology annotation, molecular function: ATP binding; ATP hydrolysis activity; ABC-type transporter activity. Lineage: Eukaryota; Metazoa; Arthropoda; Malacostraca; Decapoda; Penaeidae. Bases 565 to 6351 code for a protein of 1928 amino acids. The transcript has 31 exons. Gene Ontology annotation, biological process: transmembrane transport. Gene Ontology annotation, cellular component: membrane.